This is a messenger RNA of Leptidea sinapis, 3940 nucleotides long. RefSeq names its product mucin-4-like. The record is from RefSeq and is a predicted model, not a curated record. NCBI's taxonomy places the organism in Eukaryota, Metazoa, Arthropoda, Insecta, Lepidoptera, Pieridae. The transcript has 11 exons. Bases 142 to 2844 code for a protein of 900 amino acids.
ACACUCGCUGGCGCGACGUUAGUAGCCGUUCGGUCGUUGCCAACGGUGUCGCUCCAUCGCCUUCAACUCCCGCCCGCGAACUAACGCCGCGACCGACCGCAAGACGCAACGCACUGCGACAUCGUCGCUGCCCACCACAUAAUGGACCUACGAGUAUCAAUAUGUUUCAUGCUGUGUGCCACAUACGCGGUACUGGGGGAGGUAGAUAUUAUAACUGAACCAAGGCCCGGCGAAGAGUAUGUUAUAGUAAGUUCCGGACAGCAAACACCCUUAAGAAACUUUGAAACAUCCCAUAAAAUACCUGAAAAACAUCCAAACCACAGACAUACAAAACCAGAAGAAUCAAGUGAAAAAAUAUUGAAAAAAAUACACACUGGGAAGCUAAAGCACCCAUUGGAAGGUAUAGUAUCAAUAGAAGAAGAUAAAAAAGCCCAGUACAAAAAAGGCCAGAAAUUAAAGGCAUCAGAAUCGAUUGAAGUCGAUGUUCCUGUAUCAAAGCUAGAAGAUAUCAAAAUCAAAGAAAAUAUUAAAGAUGUAGAUACAAACCCUAAAAUGGCCGUUGCAUUAGAAACUAUGUCAGAGUCAGGAAAACUUACUAAUGAUGCUGGAACAACUACUCAAAAACCAGUUCUAACUACUGGUGCGUCAGCAACAACCCAAGCAUACGAUUAUAUUCCUAUUAAUUUCGAUACUAUUGAGGACAUUAAUAGUGGGUUACUAUCUUCGAAUGUAAAACUUGAAACAGCUGGCACAGAACAAAAGCAGCACUCAAGAAUCCAGAUAAAAAAAGGUCCUAACGGUCAAGACUAUGAAUAUGAAUACAUUUAUUAUUACUACGAUGAAGAUGAAGAAGGCAAAAAAGAUUCCAAAGAAAAGGUAUCCAGCCCCGCACCAGUUCUAAACUCACACGAUGGGCCAGCUAAGGAAACAGAAAAUCAAAUUACAAAAGAUACUAGAAGUAAAAGUAAAUAUAGUUCGAUCGAUAGAUCUACUACAACAACCACUCACGCAACACCAGAGGCUCACAACGAAGUGUACUCUCCUCCUGCAAGAGGUCGUUCAAGGGGAAGAAAUAUUGCUCCCGCCCCCGUUGAAGAGGAGGUCGAAGAAAGAUUGCCAUCAAGUACGCGAUUCCCGCCACGGGGACGUAGUUUUGGUGCAUCAAGUACAACUACGGUCGCUCCUGAAGUUUCUUCAGAGCGAAUAAAGCAACGCGGUCGACCACAGGUUGACAAUGUAGCUGAUGAAUCUAUUGGUCAAACCAGAAGUAGGACACGAGCACAUGUUAGACGCCCAAGUUCGGAGCUCGUCGACCUCGAUAGUUUUAAAACACAUUCCGGAGGCAUUCCUGCUCAAUAUAAAGAACCUCCUACGAGAUAUUCUUCAGAGAGUAAAACUACAACAGAUGUAUCUAAUAGUAUACCUCCUGUAAAAGAAGCAGCCCAUACUAAAGAAAGACAAGGGCAUAGCAUAUCAAGCGGCAUUAUAUUUCAAGAAGUAUUAGAUGAUUCGAAACUACCAUCGGACUAUAAACAUACAACAACACCUGAACAAGAAACGACAGAAUAUACUACGAUGACCGCCAUGGAAAAGGUAGCUCUUGAUCUGUAUGCUUACUUGGCUGGUGAAAAUUUGAAUAAUGAAAUCAAUCCAUCUAGUGAUCAAAUAAGUUUUGAUGGAACUACGACUGUAGUUGAUGAUGCAUGGACAACAGAAGCAGUAAGCACCACAGAAGUGGAGACUACUCCGACUACAACAACAACGACAACAACCACGACUACAACGACAACAACACCAGCACCAACAACAACUACUACAACAGUGGCACCGACUCGUCCAUCUCGGUUUAAAAUUAGACCUGGUGGCAGAUCUCGUACUCCAGUGUCAACCAGCGCAGCGACUGAGGCACCCCAAGAAACUUCAACAAAAUCCCGAGGUCGGUUCAGUAAGCCUAAUGGAAUCCGAAAGAGCUCAACAUCAGCUGCGGCAACUGAAGCCAGCACUGCUGCUCCAGUUGAGAAGUCAGCGUCACAACCUAAGGCGUUUGGUCGUCGAGGUGGCCUCUUCAGCGGCCGCUCUCGUCCAACUUCAACAACCUCUGCGCCGACACAAGAAGCGAGCAGCGUAGCGACUGAACCACCUGCUUCCAGGCAACGCCUACGUCCCGGACUUAGACGUUUGCCCUCAUCAACGACAGUGGCUUCUUCAGCUGAAGUCAGCGAAACCACAGCACCGUCAGCUACCUCCAACGCUGCCUCUGGCGAAGUCGUGGAGACCACACCAACUCCUAGCAGGACAAUUGGCCGCCGACCUGGAUUGAGGCCAGUAUCGCUGAGACCAGGACCAAGGUUGAACCUAAGGCCUAACCCCCGUGUCAGGCCUGGAGCUGUCACCCCGGCACCCACGGAUGCACCUGCGGAGUCAUCUGUAGACACAUCGGCAUCUGAGUCGGCGGCCACCGAAGCUGAUGCAGAGGGUCCUUCACCAACUCCGGCUCCGGAAGUAUCUCGAGGUAGCAUCAGGCUUCGGAACAGACUCCAGGUCUCUCCCUCGCCCAAGCCAAGAGUUGCCGUGACCGCCCCACCACGAAGACCGAAUCCGUUACUGAAGAGAAAACUUGCUUCAACUGAGGCUCCAACUGAAGCACCGAAGAAGGCAUCAACGGAAACAUCCGAAGAAAUAACCAGCGCGGAAAAUAGCGAGACAGAAACGGAAGCUGCAAUAGUGGAGACCACCCCAGCCCCUCAGCUGCGCGGUCUUGAUGCCCUCAUCGCGAGAAGACGCGCGGCUGGUGUCGGCAACCGACCCGCAAGGCCCGUGCGAGGGGCGAAGCUCCCGAAAUAAAUAUAGCAUUCAGAUCUCUUGACGUGACAUGACUGACCUAAAUCAGUAGGCCACACUGAAUAUUUAAUAAUAACACUACCGUUCUACUGUGUCGUAUGAUCAAUAAGUGAAUUGUGAAACUGAUUUUACUAUAAUACAAUUAGCCACAGGAUUCUUAUCAUAAGAUAGAUCUCUUUAUAUCAAAUUACAGAGAUUACUCAUUUGUUGCUAACUCAACAUUUAACAUAUUUCAAUGUUAAUUAAUAACAUAAUUUUCUUGACACGUAUUCAAGUUUGAACCAAGUAUUCAUAUUUUGCUAAACAAUUAAUAUGUAAUCAAUCUUACGUAAGCUUUCAAUUAAAUAUAUUAAGAUAUCAAUAAAAUUAUUAGAUAUCAAACAGCUAAAAAUUUUGAAAUACGGCACCGUUACUCACAGCUCUUUUAAAUGACUUGUAACAUUAUAUAUUACCAACAAAGUUAAUUUUAGAAAUACUUUUGUCGAGUCAUUACACAUUGCACAAUCAGAGAUAUGUUGCUAUCGCCAAUAUUUACCAGUCAUGUUACGACUUAGUCAAUUUUUCUCCUCACUUCUCGAACGUAAAACAUUUACUUAAUCCUAUAUAAUUUCAUUCAUAGUAAUAUUAUAACGUAUAUAUAUUUAGAAUUAUUUUUAUCUUUUAAUUUUAGUUCUUACAUCCUUGAGGUGUACUGGAGACAAUCUUAUUCAGUAACUUAAUAUACGUUUUAUGUACAUAUUAGAAUUAAAUAAUAUUACAAGAUUGAACCGAGCGUCAACAAUAAACUAAGUUGUUGCUUAAAGCAAACCAAAUCUUAUAAAAUUCAACUUGAAACAAGUAAAGUCUAGUAAAUUGUAACCGUAAAUUCUACUGUGCGUUCAAAUAUUUUAUCGAUAACGGUAUUUAGUAUAGUAAGAUUUAUUAACAGAUAUAAGUUAUUACUUUGGUAUCGUCAAAAUUAAAGCUGACAACACAGCUACAUGUUAACCAUUCAUCAGAAAUGCAGCUUUUGAAGCACUAGUAGGAAGUGCCAUCGUGAUAUUGUGUGUAUCUUUUCAUAAGUGUGAUAAUAUACUUAAUAAUAAGAUAAUGUUUAUAA